AAAGAAAGGAAAUAAAGGGUUUUUUGGUUUUUUUUGAGGGGGAAAUAAAAGAAAAAGAGGAAAAAAAAGAAGGAAUCGGGGCGGGCCUCAUCCGGGGCUCCGUCAAUGCCGCGGUUGAAGCAGCGCCGGCCACAGCAGCUCCGAUACGGCGCCCCCGCAGCCCCCCAUUGCCUUCCAAAGGAUCCUUCCUCCAUAUUGGGUUCCCUUCCAACCAUGCCAUCAGAACCGGACCCCCCCUCCCGCCGUCGCCCCCCACCCCAAACCCCCUCCCCAAAUAUAGGGGGCUGCCCCAUAGAUAUCCCUCUCCUAUUAGAAGAACUCCGGGUCUUACAACAACGUCAACUCCGUCAGAUGCAACUGACCGAAGACAUCUGUCGGCAAGUCUUGCUUUUAGGGGCGCUAACCACCCCAAAAUCACGUGCCCCCCCCACCUCCCCACCACCCCCACCUCAUAAAAAGCCACGUUUCAUCACGGGGAAACCCUUUUUCCCUCUUUUUCACCCCAAAAACCAACCUCACGCCGCCGCCGCCGCCACCUUCUUCUUAGCGACCCCAUAUCGCGGGGUGAUGCCGGUGGUCUCGACCCACCCCACUAAUGUGGUUGUAGGGGAUGUUAUGGGGGCACGACAUGAAUGUGGGUAUUGUGGGAAGGGGUUUGGGGGGGAGAGCGCCCUCCAGAUCCACCUGAGAUCCCAUACGGGAGAGCGGCCCUAUAGCUGUAGUGUCUGCGGGAACCGCUUCACCACUAGGGGGAACCUGAAGGUUCACUACCAUCGGCAUCGGCAGAGGGGCAACCAGUUGGCCAUGAGCCCCACAACCAACAAUAGGGGGCAGUCGGCCUCCAGUAAUGACCAGUUGGCCUCCAGUAACAAUAUGGCCUCCAGUAACAAGAUGGCCUCCAGUAACGACCAGUUGGUCUCCAGUAACAAGAUGGCCUCCAGCAACAAGAUGGCCUCCAGUAACGACCAGUUAGUCUCCAGUAACAAGAUGGCCUCCAGUAAUGACCAGUUGGACUUCAGUAACAAGAUGGCCUCCAGUAACGACCAGUUGGUCGCCAGUAACAAGAUGGCCUCCAGUAAUGACCAGUUGGCCUCCAGUAACAAGAUGGCCUCCAGUAACGACCAGUUGGUCUCCUGUAACAAGAUGGCCUCCAGUAACGACCAGUCGGCCUCCAGUAACAAGAUGGCCUCCAGUAAUGACCAGUUGACCUCCAGUAACAAGAUGGCCGCCAGUAACGACCAGUCGGUCUCCAAUAACAAGAUGGCCUCCAGUAACGACCAGUUGGUCUCCAGUAACAAGAUGGCCGCCAGUAACGACCAGUUGGUCAACAGUAACAAGAUGGCCUCCAAUAACGACCACUUGGUCACCAGUAACAAGAUGGCCUCCAGUAACGAGCAGUUGGUCUCCAGUAACAAGAUGGCCUCCAGUAACGACCAGUUGGCCUCCAGUAACGACCAGUUGGCCUCCAGUAACAAGAUGGCCGCCAGUAACGACCAGUUGGCCUCCAAUAACAAGAUGGCCUCCAGUAACGACCAGUUGGCCGCCAGUAACGACCAGUUGGCCUCCAGUAACAAGAUGGCCUCCAGUAAUGACCAGUUGGCCUCCAGUAACAAUAUGGCCGCCAGUAACGACCAGUUGGCCUCCAGUAACAAGAUGGCCGCCAGUAACGACCAGUCGACCUCCAACAACCCCCAACCAAUCACCAACAACCAACCAAUCACCAACAACCAACCAAUGGCCAACAACCCCCAACCAAUGGCCAACAACCAACCAAUGGCCAACAACCCCCAACCAAUCACCAACAACCAACCAAUCACCAACAACCAACCAAUGGCCAACAACCCCCAACCAAUUACCAACAGCCAACCAAUCACCAACAACCAACCAAUGGCCAACAACCCCCAACCAAUCACCAACCACCAACCAAUUGCCAACAACCAAUCAACGGCCAACACCCCCCAACCAAUCACCAACAACCAACCAAUGGCCAACACCCAACCAAUGGCCAACAACCAACCAAUGGCCAACAACCAACCAAUAGCCAACAACCAACCAAUGGCCAACACCCAAUCAGUGGCCAACAACCUCCAACCAAUCACCAACACCCAAUCAGUGGCCAACAACCCCCAACCAAUCACCGACCCCCAACCAAUGGCCAAUGACCCCCAACCAAUGGCCAACGACCCCCAACCAAUCACCAACAACCAAUCAAUGGCCAACAACCCCCAACCAAUGGCCAAUAACCAAUCAAUGGCCAACAACCAAUCAAUGGCCAACAACCCCCAACCAAUCACCAACACCCAACCAAUGGCCAACAACCAAUCAAUGGCCAACACCCAACCAAUGGCCAACAACCAAUCAAUGGCCAACAACCAACCAAUGGCCAACAACCAAUCAAUGGCCAACAACCAAUCAAUGGCCAACAACCAACCAAUCACCAACAACCAAUCAAUGGCCAACAACCAAUCAAUGGCCAACAACCAACCAAUGACCAACAACCAACCAAUCACCAACAACCAACCAAUGGGCAACAACCAACCAAUGGCCAACAACCCCCAACCAAUCACCAACAACCAACCAAUGGCCAACAACCAACCAAUGGCCAACAACCAACCAAUAGCCAACACCCAACCAAUGGCCAACAGCCAACCAAUCACCAACAACCAACCAAUGGCCAACAACCAACCAAUCACCAACAACCCCCAAUCAAUGGCCAACACCCAACCAAUGGCCAACAACCCCCAACCAAUGGCCAACAACCAACCAAUGGCCAACACCCAACCAAUGGCCAACAACCCCCAACCAAUCACCAACCUCCAACCAAUGGCCAACAACCAAUCAACAGCCAACACCCCCCACCCCAUAACCCCCAAUUGUUCCCUUAUGUGCCCUAUAGGUCCCACCCCACAUCUAUGGGUCGGCCCUAUAUCCAAACAACCCCAAUUAGACCCAACCCCGCCCCCCAUAAUCAGUGGGUCCCGCCCCCAGUGCCCCAUAUGUUUUAGGGUCUUACCCUGCCCUAUAGGGUCUCGACCCCGUUAUGUGGGUCAGGUCCCGUUCCGUUGUAGGGUUUGUGGGAUGGGGUUUUGCAGUCGGGGUCAUUUGAGGACUCAUUAUGUGGGGCACAGUGGGGCGCCCUAUAGGGCGGCUGUGGGGUCACGACAGAGGGGACUGAGGGGGUGGUAUGUGGGGAGGGGGAUGCUGGCCAAUGGGGAUGAGGGGGAACGGGAAGAGGAGGGCGGCCAUAUUGGGGGGGGAACCUCAAAGGAGGAAGAGGAAGAGGAAGAGGGCGGCCAUAUUGGGGGGGAGACCCCAAAGGAGGAAGAGGGCAGCCAUAUUGGAGGGGGGACCCUAAAGGAGGAAGAGGAAGAGGGCGGCCAUAUUGGAAGGGAAGCCCUAAAGGAGGAAAAGGAAGAGGAGGAGGAAGAGGAGGGCGGCCAUAUUGGGGGAGGAACCCCAAAGAAAGAAGAAGAGGGCGGCCAUAUUGGAGGAGGGACCCCAAAGGAGGAAGAGGGCGGCCAUAUUGGAGGGGAAGCCCUAAAGGAGGAUGAGGAAGAGGAAGAGGGCGGCCAUAUUGGGGGGGGAACCCUAAAGGAGGAAGAGGAAGAGGGGAAACAGGAAGAGGAAGAGGAGGAGGAAGAGAAGGGCGGCCAUAUUGGAGGGGAAACCCCAAAGGAGGAAGAGGGCGGCCAUAUUGGGGGGGAGACCCCAAGGGAGGAAGAGGAAGAGGGUGGCCAUAUUGGAGGGGAAACCCUAAAGGAGGAAGAGGAAGAGGAAGAGGAAGAGGAAGAGGAAGAGGAAGAGGAAGAGGAGGAGGAAGAGAAGGGCGGCCAUAUUGGGGGGGGAACCCCAAAGGAGGAAGAGGAAGAUGGCCGCCAUAUUGGAGGGGAGACCCCAAAGGAGGAAGAGGGUGGCCAUAUUGGAGGGGGGACCCCAAAGGAGGAAGAUGGCCGCCAUAUUAGAGGGGGAACCCCAAAGGAGGAAGAGGAAGAGGGCGGCCAUAUUGGAGGGGAAACCCCAAAGGAGGAUGAGGAAGAGGAAGAGGAAGAGGAAGAGGAAGAGGAAGAGGAAGAUGGCCGCCAUAUUGGAGGGGAAACCCCAAAGGAGGAAGAGGGCGGCCAUAUUGGGGGGGAGACCCCAAGGGAGGAAGAGGAAGAGGAAGAGGAAAGGAGGAAGAGGAAGAGGAGGAGACUCAUGGGGAGGAACCAAGGGGGGGACACAGAAGACACGGAGCCCCCCCAAAAAAAACAGGGGAUGGGGGAGACGUAGAGAGGACCCCUGACAGACACCGACGAGUAGCCUAAAAACUAAAGGAUUUAAACCCAAAUUGAGGGGAUUUACACCCAAAUUUGGACAAAAACACCCAAAUUUUGGGGGAGUUUCACCCCAAAAUCCACCCCUUCCCCCACAGAAAUUAACUCCCAUAGCAUAGAACGGAGGCUCCCUCCGCUAUUAAAGCAUUUUACUGACCAUUU
This is a messenger RNA of Coturnix japonica (Japanese quail), 4475 nucleotides long. The record is from RefSeq and is a predicted model, not a curated record. Lineage: Eukaryota; Metazoa; Chordata; Aves; Galliformes; Phasianidae.